Molecule: messenger RNA, 1362 nt
Organism: Polistes canadensis
Lineage: Eukaryota; Metazoa; Arthropoda; Insecta; Hymenoptera; Vespidae
Gene: MED21
Product: mediator of RNA polymerase II transcription subunit 21
Exons: 3
Coding region: 667-1206 (179 amino acids)
Biological process (GO): regulation of transcription by RNA polymerase II
Cellular component (GO): mediator complex
Molecular function (GO): transcription coregulator activity
Source: RefSeq, a predicted model, not a curated record
UUACAGUUUUAUUUUCGAUGUUGUAUACUAUACAAGUUAAUAUAUAUUUUUGUUUAUAAAAUAAAUUUAACAAAGUUAAUUUCAUUUUUGGAACAAAACAAAUUGAUUGUAAAAUUUGUGCAUAUGGCAAGUAGCAAUAAUUUAUUCACUAUUGGCAACGGAGACCUUAGGGACAAGUCUAACCCUAUAAAAUUGGUAGUAGUUGAGCUGAAGUUGACAGUAGUAUAUACAGAAGUUAGUAAGGAGAAUUGCAUUAAUUGCAAUUUUAUCGAAGACUUGUAACACAUCUCUUUUUCUCAGACUAUUUUUUAUUAUGUUGCUAUAAAAUAAUAAUAGUUCCAAGGACUUUCCAUUCAUUUGCUUAAAACGUGCUAGUGUUGAUGACAAUGCAUGGUUUAUGUAAAAAUUAUUGGUAACAAUUUAAUACUAUAUGAAAAAUUAUUUUGAUUCAGUAUAAGAAAAAUUAAACAGACGUAAUUAACAAAUAAUACAACGUUUAUUUAAUUACAAAAUUUAUAUGAAUAUAUUUUAAUAAAAUAGUUGACAAAUUCAAUAUUAUGAACGGACUUGUAUCGUAAGUGAAUAAAAAAUGUUACAAUUGGACAAGCUAUUAAUUUUAUUAAAAACUUAACUGCUUUUUAAUCUUUAUUUAUAAAUUUGAUCAUUAUGGCUGAUCGUUUAACACAAUUGCAAGAUACAAUAAAUCAGCAAGCAGAACACUUUUGUAAUAGUGUCGGUAUCUUGCAACAAUAUUCUACACCAAGCAAAUUUCCAGGUUUUGAUAGAAUUGGUACUCCGCAACCUCAUCAAUCACAAGAAGAUUACGCAGCAUUGUUUGCAACUUUAAUAGCAAGAUGUGCUAAGGAUAUUGAUACAUUAAUAGAAAGUCUUCCAAGCGAAGAGGCAUCACAAGAACUUCAAGUAGCUAGUUUAAGUCGUUUAGAACAAGAAAACCAAGAAGCUGGUAAACAACUUGAAGAAGUAGUAAGACAAGGAGAAGCCUUACUUCAACGAAUUCAAGCAGCUUUGCAGGAUAUUGCUCAAAGCCAACUAGAUAUGCAAAACCCAGCAUCAACUGCUGUACUUAAUAUCAAUUUAAACCCUGCAAUGACCUUUAAGCAAGAAAAUUUAAGUUCCACGAACUCUGUGCCUUCCAAUAAUGUGCACCAACUUUCAAGUUCAUCUCCAAGUUCAAUGAAUCAAUAAUAUAAUUAAUUAUUUUAUGUAAAUUUUCGACCAGCACUUUUAAUGAAUUUAUUAUCAAUUUAAUUUAAUUCGUAAUGUUGUAAUUAUAUUAAUAUAAUCUGCAUAUUUCGUAUACAUAAAUUAUUCUUACAAUAUAAAUAUAAAUAUAAAAACGAA